AUGUCUUUUGGAUAUCAACCUUCCCCGUUUCGACCCCGCAAAGUGUCAGUUACACCGUUCAAUGUAAAGCGUAAACAGGUCAACCCAGAUGUUCUGGUGCCAAGCAGUAAUAAUAAUCGUAUUAAUCAAAAAAGUUCACUUGCAUUGUUUCCAAAGGAAAAGUCAACCCCAGAUUCAACUGCUCUUCAAGCACACAUAGAUGAUCUUCAAGCACAAUUGAAAAAAGUAACUCAGGACCAACAGAGCUGGAGACAUAAAUGUCUAUUACUAACAAAUGAACGUGAAGAAUUUGAACUUGCUUGUAAAGAAAAGGCCGCCAGAGAAAAGGAUAUAAUGCUACUAGAAGUCAAGUUACUCAAGGAAGUUCACCUCGAAAAGAUCCAGUCUUUGUCUUGUGCUAUGGCACAAUGGCAGAACAGAGUGGCUUCUUUGCGUGCCCAAUUAAAACAGCAUUCCAUUGAAGAAGGCAAGCUUGAAAGAAAUUAA
Molecule: messenger RNA, 486 nt
Organism: Phycomyces blakesleeanus NRRL 1555(-)
Lineage: Eukaryota; Fungi; Mucoromycota; Mucoromycetes; Mucorales; Phycomycetaceae
Exons: 4
Coding region: 1-486 (161 amino acids)
Source: RefSeq, a predicted model, not a curated record